Messenger RNA from Populus trichocarpa (black cottonwood), 2989 nucleotides. Its product is annotated as plastid division protein CDP1, chloroplastic. Gene Ontology annotation, cellular component: chloroplast inner membrane. The transcript is spliced from 12 exons. Bases 227 to 2746 code for a protein of 839 amino acids. Gene Ontology annotation, biological process: chloroplast fission. Lineage: Eukaryota; Viridiplantae; Streptophyta; Magnoliopsida; Malpighiales; Salicaceae. The record is from RefSeq and is a predicted model, not a curated record.
ACAAAGCAACGGUUCUCUAGAUCUCACUGCCUCAUUAGUCUAAUCUAUUUCUCAUAUUUAACGAACAAAUCUUAAUUUAAUUGACAAAAUCAAAGCCCAUAAUCUCUCCCCUCCUUCUUCCAAAAAUUCAAGCGUUUUUACCAUCAUCUCCAAUGUAGCAGCAGCUGCUGCUGCACUAAGCCACUACAAGGAGCUGCAGCUUUUCAUGGUUUAGCAAGAAGGAAAAAUGGCAGUGUCUUAUUUGAAUCUGACUCCGACGAUUAUUUCUUCCUUUUCUUCUUCUCGUUGCUGUUACUGUUAUUUAUAUCGAAAUCCCGAAGUCAGUUUUAACAGAAAAAGCGAUUGUCCAAAACGCUCUCUGCUUUGUUCAGGUUUUGUUAAAAAAGCUGCUUCCUCCUCCUCCUUUGGAAUUGGAGUAUCUGUUUCUAGGGUUUCGAGAAAGAGUGAUUUCGAAUCCAACAACAGCAAGUGGAUCUUGAAUGCCACUACUGAUUCUCGCAUUCUUGACAAUGCCGCUGCUACAGCCACUGUUGAAAUCCCCGUCACUUGUUAUCAGGUUGUUGGUGUUCCUGAUAAGGCAGAGAAGGAUGAGAUUGUUAAGUCGGUGAUGCAGUUGAAAAAUGCUCAAGUGGAAGAGGGUUAUACCAUGGAUGCUGUUAUGUCUCGGCAGGAUCUUCUAAUGGAUGCAAGGGAUAAGCUUCUUUUUGAACCAGAAUAUGCUGGGAAUGUGAGGGAGAAGAUCCCACCUAAAUCCACUCUGCGAAUCCCAUGGGCUUGGUUGUCUGGUGCCCUUUGCCUGCUUCAAGAGGUUGGGGAAGAAAAGCUGGUGCUGGAUAUUGGUCGAGCAGCUCUCCAGCAUCCAGAUGCUAAGCCAUAUUCUCAUGAUGUGCUUCUAUCCAUGGCAUUGGCAGAGUGUGCAAUUGCGAAGAUUGGUUUUGAGAGGAACAAAGUGUCCCUCGGAUUUGAAGCUCUUGCUCGUGCCCAGUGUCUUCUUAGGUGUAAAAUCUCACUUGGCAAGAUGACAUUACUAUCUCAGAUAGAAGAAUCUCUGGAGGAGCUUGCACCUGCCUGCACAUUGGAAUUAUUAGGCAUGCUGCACUCUCCUGAAAAUGCAGAACGGAGACGAGGAGCGAUUGCUGCCCUGCGUGAAUUGCUGAGGCAGGGCCUUGAUGUGGAAACAUCAUGCAGAGUUCAAGAUUGGCCAUGUUUUCUGAGCCAAGCACUUAACAGACUCAUGGCUACAGAAAUAGUUGACCUCCUUCCUUGGGAUGAUUUAGCCCUUGUGCGCAAGAAUAAGAAAUCACUUGAGUCACAGAAUCAAAGGGUUGUGAUCGAUUACAAUUGUUUCUACAUGGCGAUUUUAGCUCAUAUUGCUCUUGGUUUUUCUAGCAAGCAAACAGAAUUGGUCAACAAAGCAAAAACUAUAUGUGAGUGUUUGAUGGCAUCAGAGAGUAUUGAUCUAAAAUUUGAAGAAGCUCUCUGCUUGUUUCUGCUCGGUCAGGGUAAUCAAGACCAGGCAGUUGAAAAGCUUCAGCAGAUAGAAUCAAAUUCAAAUCCUGCUACAAGGAGUCUGGUCCCAGGAAAGGAGAUUAAAGAUGUCUCUGGUGCAAAACCAUCAUUGGAAACAUGGCUGAAGGAUUCUGUGCUUGCUAUCUUUUCAGAUACUAGAGGCUGCACUCCUUCUUUGGUGAGCUUUUUUGGUGGUGAAAGGAGAGCUAUUGCAAGCAAGAAAAGUAGAAUAGCUGCACAAGUCACUGCUCCUGUAUUCCAUCGACCACUGUCUGACAUUGCAAUGAAACAAAUGGAUGCUGGGGAAACAAUUCCAUAUAUGAACUCUUCUCAACACUUUAGGUCUGCUGUCAAGCAAUUAGCUCCAACUGAUCUGCAAAGCUCAUUGAUAUUGACCAAGAAUGCCAGUGGAAGCAAUGUGAAUGAACCGUCAGUUCAAUUGAAGAGAGAUCUUGGUGUUUACAAUAGAGGAACUUGGGAAAGUUGGUUAGAACGUGGAGAUCUGGUUGGAAAGAUUAGUUUUGUUGGAGUAUUAGGUUGUGUUGUGUUUAUUACCUUUAAACUGUCAGGCAUGAAUGUGGGAAGGAUGAGAAUUGCAUCUAGAUUAACCUCUGAUAGAACUAGUAUGGGCACCAGUACCCUUGCCUGGACAACAGAUUCUUCUCUUGAUCGCAAUGUUCACCCUGUUUAUAUUAGUCAAAGUGGUAUUUUUGGCAGAUUGAGAAAUCUGUUGUCCAUGAUUAAGGUGCAGUUUGGAAACCGAUCAUAUACUAAAAGAUUGCAAGGUUCGAGGCUUGCUGCUAGUAUAUCAUCUUCUAUUGCAACAAUAUCUAGGAAGCAAAUGCCUGUUGAAGAAGCUGAAGCUCUUGUUAAGCAUUGGCAAGCAAUUAAAGCUGAAGCUCUGGGUCCUGGCCACCAAGUUCACAGCCUCUCUGAAGUCCUUGAUGAGUCUAUGCUUGCCCAGUGGCAAGCUUUAGCUGAUGCAGCAAAAGCCCAGUCCUCUUAUUGGAGAUUUGUUUUGCUGCAACUGUCCAUUCUGCAAGCUCAUAUUUUCUCAGAUGGAUAUGGUGUUGAGAUUGCAGAAAUCGAAGCUCUCCUUGAGGAAGCAGCAGAGCUGGUUGAUGAAUCCCUGCAGAAGAACCCAAACUAUUACAGCACCUACAAGAUUCUUUAUGUUCUAAAAAGGCAAGAUGACGGAUCAUGGAGGUUCUGCCAAGGUGAUAUUCAAACAACAUGAUGAUACCUUGAGUCGUGGAAAUUACUAGCUAGCAAGUGAUGGCUUGGAUUGACCUGCUAACGGAGAUGACACAUAUCUUCUCCAUCUUCAACUUCAACUAACGGAGAAGACCAGCAAGAUUGUAAAUGGUUAGGGUGGCAAUGACUUUUCCACAAGAGUGUAGCAAACAAGAUAGAUUCAACGUUGCGAGUGAAUUGGCUGCCUUGGAUGCUUACAUAGUAAAUUUAUUUAUUUAUUUUUUUA